AUGAAUUCACUGAAAUACGAGUACAUUCAUAUUCUGUCUUCUACACUGUUAAAAUUCGAGCCACUCGUCUUGGUGAACACUCACGGACAGUCAACGGUCGGUUUCGCCCUUCCUGGGGCUCAUCGGAUUUGUAAUUUUUCUGGGAUGAGUGGUCGUUGUAGAUUUCCCAGCAUUUUAACUAGGAUAAAUUGUACGGUUACUGUGAAUGACAUUUCACCCAAGGUCAUCAUCAUCAUCGACAGCAUGACAUCAGUGUUCAACACCAAUGCUUCAGUGCCGUACAACCAUGAUUUAUUUGAAAGUCUUACUGUACAGAAAAGGGUAAAGACAUUCAUUCAGACGAUCUGGAUAGAAACUGACAACAAGAACGCCACUGACAUCGGUUGGCAGCCAUAUGUUGUAGUGUCUCCAACGAGACACAGUGAGGAUCACGCGGUUCCCAUCCUGGAAGGCGAGUAG
Messenger RNA from Opisthorchis viverrini, 459 nucleotides. RefSeq lists its product as hypothetical. The record is from RefSeq and is a predicted model, not a curated record. The transcript is spliced from 4 exons. NCBI's taxonomy places the organism in Eukaryota, Metazoa, Platyhelminthes, Trematoda, Opisthorchiida, Opisthorchiidae. Bases 1 to 459 code for a protein of 152 amino acids.